Nasonia vitripennis (jewel wasp) is the source of this 2945-nucleotide messenger RNA. RefSeq lists its product as uncharacterized. The transcript is spliced from 4 exons. The record is from RefSeq and is a predicted model, not a curated record. Bases 777 to 2687 code for a protein of 636 amino acids. Gene Ontology annotation, molecular function: zinc ion binding; nucleic acid binding. Lineage: Eukaryota; Metazoa; Arthropoda; Insecta; Hymenoptera; Pteromalidae.
AGAAAAACCUUGGUAGACCCUUCGAUCUCCAUAGCCCACAGACACUGAUAGAUGGGCAUUUUUAAUCCCUAAUAGUAGCAAGUUAUGAAUGUUAUGAGAACCUAUUAUAAAUGUCUAGACUCGAUUACUGAUCAAAAAUCAAAUUCGAAAUCUAAGCACCAUAAAACAUAAAUGUCAACAUUGUUUAAAUGUGUUUAACUAGAACAAGUUUUGUAUUUGGUUGUUUUUGUUGGAAUAUGUGUACGAUCUCCCCCGACACCGACGGCAGAUCCCUCGCGUCGCAGCGACUCUAGAAGCGCUCGCCGCCAAAACCACGUGAUACGGCGCUGAGCUCGGCGGCGCUCUCCGCUCGCCGCCUCACUCUCUACGAGAUAGUCGAGCUGCACGCACGCCUUCGGCUCUUGUCCCGCUCUGUCUAAGUUUAACCUUUAAUAAUAAAGUUACGCUACGCUCUAUUACUUGAUACUCUGUCUUUGCUUCUUUAUUUCGUGCCACCUUAUCGCGUCAGGAUCCUUAUAUACCGACAGGUUAUGGGCCCAGCACGCUUCCACUGCGCGAAUUAGUGAAAAGUGACACGAAAAAAAAAAAAAAUAGAAGAAAAGCCAAGAGAAGUCGAGACGAGUUGACACCUGUACAAAGACACGAGAACGACAUAAGCCGAGAGACAAAAGAAGGAAGUCACGCAGCCAACAAGCAACACGCCCCGCUGUCCAGAGCCUGAAGGUCAGCACUCGAUUCCCUGGUAAACGGUGAACCAAACAAAGGCAAAAGUCACGAUGGCCGGAAAAUCCUACAAAUGGGCAAACCCGCAAACUGCACCACGUAGCACAAGUACUGACUGGGAUGACAUACGCGCCAAGAUUCUGGAGUACUACGACCUGAAGGACAAAGAACCAAAUGAGAGUUUCUAUCUUCAACUCUACGGCGGAGGCGUUUGGUUAAUGAAUUCUAGGGACGAAACACUCCAACUAGACAUGAACAUCCUCAGUUUGGAAGAAGCAGCCAGACUCCUGGAAGUGUUGAAAGCUACAGAGGAUCGAGUGGUAGGGUUGAGAGGACCCGUAAGCCACUACAGCGACGCAGGGAGAGCAGGAGCCACUACGUCCACGCCCAGGGAUGACGACCAGACAUACAGCAUGAAUGAGAUCACCAAGCUGUUGCGUGAGAGCACCCUGACUCAAGUCAAGCUCAGCGAAAGGCUGGUAGAAGGAAUGAAGUCCCUCGUGGAGGAGAAUGCUAAGAUGAAUCAAAACUUCGAAAGGUUCACAACCAAGAUCAGCGGAGAUGUACAGCAACUGAUGAGGUCCGUUGAUAGUCUGAAGCUCAGAGGGCAGGAUGGACAGGCAGUAAAAGAUUGGCAGGAGAAGCCAACUCUUUCAGCCAACAACAAGCCAAGCAUCGUCAGCUGUACACGCCCGGCAGAACCGAUCAAGCUGCAUCCACGAGGACGCGGACGUGGCUUUCGACCAGCAAACUGCAAUCCGCUCACGCUCUUGGCUCCUGGACCAAGGGAGUUCGGACCUGCUGAACCCAGGUGCUCGUCCACACUAGUGGCCGACUCGUACGAAUGGAACGAGAAAAAUGAAGUAAGGAGAGAACAGUCGCCAUAUAAAGAUUGGCGCGUUGAAUCCGCCGAACGUCUUGGAAUCGCGCUCGACGAUUUGAAUGUAAGUAGACGUUUUUCUGAUCAAGACUUAACGCAACUGAAUAAGCUGAAUUUGUUCAAGUCAAUGAACUCAGGUAACACGAGUAUAAAUGACGCAAAAUUGAAACAGAUUAACAUCACGCGAAUGUACAAGUUAAAAUUAGAUUCGGAAUUUGCCCCCUUUGAGGAUUUCUUAUUCUCAGAGCUAAAGUCGCGAAAACUGUUCUACGUCUUCGAAAAGAACAAUCAAAGUCUGAUCUGUCCAGAUGAACUCGAACACGAUAAGAAUAUCAUACGCGAGAUAAUUCUGAACAGAAUUGAUGAUAAGUAUCACCUAUACACGAUGAACAUAAAAGAUCCAGUUGAAUUACUGGAUAAGAUUAAAGAAAUUAAAAAGAAUGAAUUGAGAAUUAAUGCUCAUACAGCCCAGAAACGACUCUUCAACUUAAAGCUCAACAAAGAUAAAGAAACGGCCUUUAACUUCUGCUUGAGGUUUGAAGACCUCGUAAGAAAGUAUGAAAGUAAUGAAGGAAUAGAAAAAAUGAGCGAUACGGCAAAGAAAAGUCUACUGUUCAACGCAGUAGAGCAAGCCUACCCAGAGAUCAUUACGACAGAGAACGUUGCAAGCCAUGGUACGGGUAGGAAAUAUACUUACAAUGAACUAAAAGAUUUAAUUUUCCAGAUUGACAACUCGAAGCAGAGAACCCCAGAAAAAUCAGCCCUGCUCGGAUUCGCAGAGGAAAGAAACCGUUCCUCUGAUGAAAGACCCAAAAGUAGGGAAAGGCCCAACAAACGGUGCGAGCGAUGUGGUAGCACGGCGCACUUGUCCAAGGACUGCAAGCACGACGAGCCUAAGUGCUUUAACUGCAAUAAGUUCGGGCACAUAGCCGUAGACUGCAGUGAACCACGGAAAGGGCCACCACGAAAGAGAGCGACUGAUCGCAACAGAAGUAUCUCUCCAAAGAGAAAGCAGAGGAGAGAGCAUAGCAGAUCUCGAUCAAAGUCACCUUUCAGACGACCUGGCACUCCUGCAAAAGAAUAACUAAGGGUCAGCCUGGAAACGAUGUCGAGGACAAUCGGGAGGGAGUGUUGGAAUAUGUGUACGAUCUCCCCCGACACCGACGGCAGAUCCCUCGCGUCGCAGCGACUCUAGAAGCGCUCGCCGCCAAAACCACGUGAUACGGCGCUGAGCUCGGCGGCGCUCUCCGCUCGCCGCCUCACUCUCUACGAGAUAGUCGAGCUGCACGCACGCCUUCGGCUCUUGUCCUGCUCUGUCUAAGUUUAACCUUUAAUAAUAAAG